AUGACUUCCCUAGGAGAAAAAGGCCCAACGGACGUCGAAGCCGGUGUUCAAAUCACGGAUAGCCAACAAGAUGCAAUGGAGUCUCGAUUGCCGGAUCAAGAGGUCACCUGGGAUGGCCCCGACGAUCCAGAGAAUCCCUACAACUGGGCCCUGUCUCGAAAGAUCUCUGUGGCCCUCGUCUGCUCGACUAGUCAACUCGUCACAACAAUGUCAGCCAGUAUGAUUGCGCCGGCCAUGAAUCAAAUCCUAAAAGAUCUUCACAUGAGCACGUCUGCUGGUCAAAUUGCCUUUGGUGUUUUCUUCCUCGGGUUGGGUUUCACGCCCUUCCUAGUCGCGCCCCUCGCCGAAAUGUACGGGCGGAAACCGAUAUGGCUGAUUGGAAACCUUUGGUAUAUUAUUUGGAAUUCUCUUUGUCCCGUCGGCUUCUCUGCGGCUUUGAUGAUCAUAGGGAGAUUUAUGUGCGCAGCCGGAGCGUGCGUUGGAGUUACCUUAACCGGGCCAGUCCUUGCUGACAUGUUUCCUGCCAAAGAUCGUGGCAAAUCUUUGGCACUCGCCGGACUGCUUCCCUACCUUGGACCUGCACUUGGCCCGAUCAUCGGUGGUUUGGCUGCCGAGCGUCUGUGGUGGCCAUGGCUGUUCUGGAUCCUCUCUGCCUUUGAUGCUCUCGCUCUUGUGCUGGGCUUCUUCAUUAUACGAGAAUCCUACGCACCAGUACUUCUGCGACGCAAAGCCGAAGCCAUUGCAGAGCAAACUGCUCCAGAUGGGGUACCGAAGAAGUCCGUGGCUGCUCGCUUUAGCAUUUUUUAUCAAGAUUUAUCGGCUCGCAUAGGUCCGGCUAUGAAGCGCCCAAUUCGUCUCCUAACUCACCGGCCAAUCAUCCAACUUAUCGCUCUCGCAAUGGCUGUAGAUUUUGGGGUUUAUACCCUUGUAUUGUCGACGUUCGCUUCGCUCUGGAUCGAUCAAUACCAUCAGAAUGAGACCGAUGCCAGUUUACACUACAUCGCCAUUGCCCUUGGUGCAUUUGCUUGCGCCCAAGCAGGUGGCCGUUUAAUGGACUUUAUGUGGCACAGAAUGAAAUCGGCGAGACCAGAUCGCGAGCCCACGCCCGAAUGGCGGGUUCCAUAUGUCAUUAUAGGGCUAAUACCAUGCGUCGCAGGAACGUUUUGGUAUGCGUGGUCAGCAGAAGAGCGCGUGCACUGGGCUGUUGUUGAUGUAGGUGUUUUCUUCUUCACAGCAGGCAACUUUAUGUUCUCACAAGGUUUGUUGGCCUACAACGUUGACGAGUUCACGAGCACGAGGGCUGCUAGUGCCAGUGCAGCCACUCGUCUGGGGACAUAUGUACUAGGUUUUGUGUUUCCUAUCUUUGCGCCAGAAUUGUACAAGAAUCUAGGUUAUGGCUGGGGAAACAGUCUUCUGGGCUUUUUGUACGGCGUCAUGGGCAUCGGGAUUAUUGCAGUUUUAUGGAUUUGGGGCGCGAAGAUUAGGGCCAUUGGGAGGACAGCAGAGGAGGAGAAAGAAAAGAUGAUAUAA
Molecule: messenger RNA, 1530 nt
Organism: Trichoderma atroviride IMI 206040
Lineage: Eukaryota; Fungi; Ascomycota; Sordariomycetes; Hypocreales; Hypocreaceae
Biological process (GO): transmembrane transport
Cellular component (GO): membrane
Molecular function (GO): transmembrane transporter activity
Source: RefSeq, a predicted model, not a curated record